Messenger RNA from Rhopilema esculentum, 4927 nucleotides. The record is from RefSeq and is a predicted model, not a curated record. NCBI's taxonomy places the organism in Eukaryota, Metazoa, Cnidaria, Scyphozoa, Rhizostomeae, Rhizostomatidae.
AUUGUGUGAAUCAUGGGCUAGCAUUCUGCCAAAAAUCAACCAGGCAUUUGUUGAGAGCUUUGUUCCUUGGACAAAUACCUGUUCUCAGUGUGAGAAAGAGACUUUUAAUAUUUGUCGUUGCCUGGAUUGUGGAGCAGAAUUGUUCUGUGAGGACUGUGCAAAGAUUGUACACGAAAAAGCAUGCUCCAUGUAUCUACAUGUUCCAGAAGUUUGGAAUGGAUACAUGUUUGAAAGAAUGAAUCUUUUAGUCUCUCUUGAAAGACAGUUUCAUGUUGAUUGCGCUACAAGGUACAACUAACAUUGCUACAGCAGAAUCCUAAAACAUGGAAUCGAAAACGAAAGGAUUUGAUGGAAAUGGUGACGUCAAGGUGUUCAUAGAGAAAGUUGAAGCACAAUCAUCGUUGAAAGGUUACGAGGGAGAAAAGGCCGCGCAAAACCUCGCCAGUUAAUUGAAGGGCAGAGCAUUUGAUGUUUAUAUGAGAUUGUCAACAACUGGAAAAAAGGACAUAAACAAAACACACGGGGGUACCCUACACUGGAACUACAUUCAUUAAUUUAUCAAUUCUUGUAAAUUUAUUUAUUCGUUUGUUUAUUUAUUUAUUUAUCUGUUUCUUUAAUAUUUAUUUAUUUAUUUCUUCAUUCAGUCAUUCAAAUACAUCCAUUUUAGGCCAUUUCCUGCAUCAUUUUUUAACCAUCUCAAAUUUCCGUCCCGUUACUUUUGUUGUGCAUCACUUUUUUUCAGUUAGCGUUAUUGUAUCUCUUAAUGCAUUCAUCACGUUUGCAAUGUUUCUUCUUUUUGUUUUCUUCUGCUUUUGUUACUCAAAAAUUUUUCUAUCUUUUAUCAAUCGUAGAGAUGAUCAAAAAUCAGAAGCUGAUCCUAGGGAGUUGGAACGCUUAACUAAAAAGGAAAGCCUGUAAGGAUCGUGUACAGUUUGCGUUUUUUCAAAUGAUAAUUAUCAAAGUCAAUCAUGGCAUUAGCCGAGUUAGUCGUUCUUGUUGAGUUUGGAGCAAUGAAUAGGACUGAGUUAGGUUUUGAAAUUGAAUGGGACUGAUCUUGACUUUUUUAUAGGAUUGAGGGAAAGUUAAAAAAGAUGGAGGAAACUCACAAAAUUAAGAAAAGAUGGGGCACAACUGGCGAAAAUUUCAUCCGCAUUUCAACCAUGCUCAAUCGAAGAAAACAAGCUGAAAUUUUAAGAACAGCCCAUAAAUGUGCCGUUGAACGCAGCUGGCUGCUUUUGCUAAAGAAAAGAUACUUCGAUGGCCAGAAAGUUGCCAAGAGGCUAACACGAAGUGUCAACAAGGUUUCAGGAAGGAUAAGAGUGGCGGUGAAAGAAUAUAAUGAGAUAGCAGGCUCUUUGAAUUCGAGUUCUAUCGAAUUCUACGAGGCUUGUAAGGUCGAUUCUCACAUUUACAAACACCUCGAUAAUUCAUAUCAGCAUAUUGGAGCCGUCGAACCAGCAAUAAUUCGACAAGCUAUUGAUACCCACAGCCUGUACAAAAGGGCAGUGGAGGAACAAAAAAUUGUCAAAGAAGAAAUGGUAUCUGUCAUCAGACAUUUACUUGAUUUGGUAGCUGGUCUUGACCAGCUAAAAUCAAAUCUCAAGGACGACAGCGAUUCCAUUUAUUCAAGGGGUCUUCACGCCAUCGUCUGUCGAAAACGGGUAGUAUUGCAACAACGAGUUGAAGGAUUCAGAAAUGUUUUCUACCCGUACGUCCCUGAUUUGCUUCAAGAACCACAGCUGGCUGUAGACUCAACAACUGAAUGCUCAACAAUUGAAUCUUCUAACGAAGACCUUGAUUCUGAUGAUGCAGUAAUCUACCAAAUUGCCCUACAAGCCUACAACGCUGAAGAAGAUUCAUGGGAUGAAUACUUGGAUUGUGAUGACGAUGACUAAGAUCAUUUGGGCAGCUUAUGUUAGAUUACGUUUUGUUAUUUUUAUGUACAUGGGAAGUAGUGUAACCAAGGAUAUGGUUUUCUCAGGGGGAGUAUUUUUCUUUUUAUGUUGUGAGAAACAUGCUGUUUCAUAAGCCCUGUUUACACAACAACUUUUUACCUGGGCUAAUGCUAACGUGAACUUUUUGUGUUGUACUAUCUAAAGUUAUACCUUUAGACUUUCAGGAGUACUGUUAGGACAACUAAAGCCUCACAAAACACGGUGUAUGACAAAGGGAUCUACUUAUACGUUAAACGAUACGAGAUUCGACAGGAAAGAAACAUGAUAAUCGUUACAUGAUAUUUAAGGCAUUCUCUUUGUCAGUACAACCUACCUUAUCUAUGGCCUUUGAUCGGGACCAACCACUAGCUUUAAACCGUUCAGACUUUUGCAAACCAUAGAGUAAAUAAAAAUCCUAUUCCCUACGCGUAGAUUUAAAAGUUUGAUUUAUUCAUUUUCUGCAUGCAGCUCUAUUAUCAAGUAUUUGCCAUUUUUUGCCUGUUAUCUUUUAGUUAAAUUCUUUGAAAAGCCUCCCAGUCGAGUAAUUCGACUGAAAACUUCGUGGGAGUCUUGCUGCAUUGCGAAACUAUGGAUGCAAAUUCCUGUGCUAGUCAAGUCAACCGACUAAGAACUUCGCGGGAGUCUUGCUGCGUUGCGAAACUUUAGAUGCAAAUUCCUGUGCUAGUCAAGUCAACCGACUAAGAACUUCGCGGGAGUCUUGCUGCGUUGCGAAACUAUAGAUGCAAAUUCCUGUGCUAGUCAAGUCAACCGACUAAAAACUUCGCGGGAGUCUUGCUGCGUUGCGAAACUAUAGAUGCAAAUUCCUGUGCUAGUCAAGUCAACCGACUAAGAACUUCGCGGGAGUCUUGCUGCGUUGCGAAACUAUAGAUACAAAUUCCUGUGCUAGUCAAGUCAACCGACUAAGAACUUCGCGGGAGUCUUGCUGCGUUGCGAAACUAUAGAUGCAAAUUCCUGUGCUAGUCAAGUCAACCGACUAAGAACUUCGCGGGAGUCUUUCUGCGUUGCGAAACUAUAGAUGCAAAUUCCUGUGCUAGUCAAGUCAACCGACUAAGAACUUCGCGGGAGUCUUGCUGCGUUGCGAAACUAUAGAUGCAAAUUCCUGUGCUAGUCAAGUCAACCGACUAAAAACUUCGCGGGAGUCUUGCUGCGUUGCGAAACUAUAGAUGCAAAUUCCUGUGCUAGUCAAGUCAACCGACUAAGAACUUCGCGGGAGUCUUGCUGCGUUGCGAAACUAUAGAUGCAAAUUCCUGUGCCAGUCAAGUCAACCGACUAAGAACUUCGCGGGAGUCUUGCUGCGUUGCGAAACUAUAGAUGCAAAUUCCUGUGCUAGUCAAGUCAACCGACUAAGAACUUCGCGGAACUCUAUUUAACGCAAAGAAUAAUAUCAAUUUUAUGCGAAUUCUUAGAAACAGUCAUCAAACCUGAUAUAAUUUUAGGGUUUCCCUGUUCAAAAUAUCAUAAUGAACCCAGAUCCAUAAUUAUUUUGGGCAUAUCGGACCCAGAUGAAUGAUUAUUUGGGUAUAUAGGGUGAUGCGAGUUAAUAAUAUCAAUUUUAUGCGAAUUCAUAGAAACAGUAAUCAAAUCCCGCUGAACAUGAUAUCAUUAUAGGUUUUCCCUGUUCAAAAUAUCACAAUGAACCCAGAUCCAUAAUUAUUUUGGGCAUAUCGGACCAAGAUGAAUGAUUAUUUGGGUAUAUAGGGUGAUGCGAGUUAAUAAUAUCAAUUUUAUGCGAAUUCAUAGAAACAGUAAUCAAACCCCGCUGAACAUGAUAUCAUUAUAGGGUUUCCCUGUUCAAAAUAUCAUAAUGAACCCAGAUCCAUAAUUAUUUUGGGCAUAUCGGACCCAGAUGAAUGAUUAUUUGGGUAUAUAGGGUGAUGCGAGUUAAUAAUAUCAAUUUUAUGCGAAUUCAUAGAAACAGUAAUCAAACCCCGCUGAACAUGAUAUCAUUAUAGGGUUUCCCUGUUCAAAAUAUCAUAAUGAACCCAGAUCCAUAAUUUUUUGGGGCAUAUCGGACCCAGAUGAAUGAUUAUUUGGGUAUAUAGGGUGAUGCGAAUUAAUAAUAUCAAUUUUAUGCGAAUUCAUAGAAACAGUAAUCAAACCCCGCUGAACAUGAUAUCAUUAUAGGGUUUCCCUGUUCAAAAUAUCAUAAUGAACCCAGAUCCAUAAUUAUUUUGGGCAUAUCGGACCCAGAUGAAUGAUUAUUUGGGUAUAUAGGGUGAUGCGAGUUAAUAAUAUCAAUUUUAUGCGAAUUCAUAGAAACAGUAAUCAAAUCCCGCUGAACAUGAUAUCAUUAUAGGUUUUCCCUGUUCAAAAUAUCACAAUGAACCCAGAUCCAUAAUUAUUUUGGGCAUAUCGGACCAAGAUGAAUGAUUAUUUGGGUAUAUAGGGUGAUGCGAGUUAAUAAUAUCAAUUUUAUGCGAAUUCAUAGAAACAGUAAUCAAACCCCGCUGAACAUGAUAUCAUUAUAGGGUUUCCCUGUUCAAAAUAUCAUAAUGAACCCAGAUCCAUAAUUAUUUUGGGCAUAUCGGACCCAGAUGGAUGAUUAUUUGGGUAUAUAGGGUGAUGCGAGUUAAUAAUAUCAAUUUUAUGCGAAUUCAUAGAAACAGUAAUCAAACCCCGCUGAACAUGAUAUCAUUAUAGGGUUUCCCUGUUCAAAAGAUCAUAAUGAACCCAGAUCCAUAAUUAUUUUGGGCAUAUCGGACCCAGAUGAAUGAUUAUUUGGGUAUAUAGGGUGAUGCGAGUUAAUAAUAUCAAUUUUAUGCGAAUUCAUAGAAACAGUAAUCAAACCCCGCUGAACAUGAUAUCAUUAUAGGGUUUCCCUGUUCAAAAUAUCAUAAUGAAUCCAAAUCAAUAAUUAUUUUGGUAUGUAAGAAUUUUCAAGAGCUCUUUGGGAAGUUGCGGCCAUUGAUUACAGUGGGAAAAUUAUUAGUGCAGUGUCUUCUGUCGGAAAACACGUUCAAAAUAGGCUUUAA